Molecule: messenger RNA, 1641 nt
Organism: Saccharomyces paradoxus
Lineage: Eukaryota; Fungi; Ascomycota; Saccharomycetes; Saccharomycetales; Saccharomycetaceae
Gene: CLN1
Product: cyclin CLN1
Exons: 1
Coding region: 1-1641 (546 amino acids)
Biological process (GO): regulation of G1/S transition of mitotic cell cycle; regulation of cyclin-dependent protein serine/threonine kinase activity
Source: RefSeq, a predicted model, not a curated record
AUGAACCACCCAGAAGUGAAAACUGGGCUAAUUGUCACUGCAAAGCAGACAUACUACCCAAUUGAAUUGUCGAAUGCAGAACUAUUAACUCAUUAUGAAACCAUACAGGAAUACCAUGAGGAAAUUUCUCAAAACGUGUUGGUUCAAUCUUCCAAGACAAAACCAGAUAUAAAGUUGAUCGAUCAGCAACCGGAGAUGAAUCCUCAUCAAACUAGAGAAGCCAUAGUAACAUUUUUGUACCAGCUUUCAGUGAUGACUAGAGUAAGUAAUGGUAUUUUCUUCCACGCUGUCAGGUUUUACGAUCGCUAUUGCUCUAAGAGGGUGGUGUUAAAGGACCAAGCUAAACUAGUUGUGGGUACCUGCCUUUGGUUAGCGGCAAAAACUUGGGGAGGAUGCAACCAUAUUAUAAACAAUGUCUCCAUCCCCACAGGUGGUAGGUUCUAUGGUCCCAAUCCUAGAGCUCGUAUUCCACGUCUUUCUGAAUUGGUUCAUUACUGCGGCGGGUCCGACUUAUUCGAUGAAUCAAUGUUCAUUCAAAUGGAAAGACAUAUUUUGGACACUCUGAACUGGGAUGUUUAUGAGCCCAUGAUUAAUGAUUACAUUUUAAAUGUUGACGAAAAUUGUUUGAUACAAUACGAACUUUACAAAAACCAGUUACAAAAUAACAAUAACAACGGCAAAGAAUGGUCCAAUAAAAGAAAGUCGCAGUCGUCUGAUGACAGUGACGCCACAGUGGAAGAACAUAUCGGCAGUUCACCACAAAGCACUGGGCUAGAUGGCGAUACGACUGCCAUGGACGAGGAUGAAGAACUGAAUUCCAAAAUCAAAUUGAUCAAUUUGAAGAGAUUUCUGAUUGAUUUGAGCUCUUGGCAAUACAAUUUGCUUAAGUUCGAAUUAUACGAAAUUUGCAAUGGUGUUUUUUCUAUAAUAAACAAAUUCACUAACCAAGACCAAGGUCCUUUUCUUUCUAUGCCCAUUGGUAAUGAUAUAAACUCAAACACUCAAACGCAGGUAUUUAGCAUUCUCAUCAAUGGUAUAACCAAUUCUCCCCCAUCUUUAGUCGAAGUUUAUAAAGAGCAAUAUGGUAUAAUACCUUUCAUAUUACAAGUAAAAGACUAUAACUUGGAAUUACAAAAGAAACUGCAACUGGCCUCUACCAUAGACUUAACCAGGAAAAUCGCCGUUAAUUCUCGUUACUUUGACCAAAAUGCCUCUUCAUCAUCAGUUUCUUCUCCAAGCACAUAUUCCACGGGGACGAACUAUACUCCAAUGAGAAACUUUAGCGCACAAUCAGACAACAGUGUUUUCAGUACCACCAACAUCGACCAUUCGUCGCCGAUCACUCCUCACAUGUACACUUUCAAUCAAUUCAAAAACGAAAGUGCUUGUGACAGUGCCAUAAGUGUAAGCAGUCUACCUAACCAAACACAAAGCGGCAACCUGCCAUUAUCAAGUAAUUAUCAGAAUAUUAUACUAGACGAAAGGAAUAAAGAGAAUAGAAUCCCCAACUCGUCAUCCGCCGAAGUACCGCAACGUGCAAAAUUUAUGACAACCGGUAUUUUCCAGAACACAGGUGAACUUACUAAUAGAGCGUCUUCGAUAUCGCUAUCGAUAAGAAAUCACAACAGCUCUCAACUGUGA